Molecule: messenger RNA, 1088 nt
Organism: Closterium sp. NIES-67
Lineage: Eukaryota; Viridiplantae; Streptophyta; Zygnematophyceae; Desmidiales; Closteriaceae
Source: the annotation of a GenBank genome assembly
UCAAGGAGAAGAUGAAUGAGAGAGGAGGAGAUGCUAAUGGAAAAGGAGCUGUACCUGAGAAGACAAGUGAGCCGCCGCCAUUAAAAGUUGAAGCUUUGGAUGGCUCCAACUAUGAGGAAUGGAGCGGGCGGAUGAGGAGUGCCUUCAAACGCUACAAGCUGCUGAAGAUUGCUGUUGGGGAGGAGAAGAUGCCGGAAGAAGGCGAAGCACAUGAACGGUGGAUUGAGAAAAGCGCGGUGCUUUUCGACCUCAUCCUUCAAUCGAUCAACAAGGAGAUGUUCGAGCACAUCAAGGAUCUUCUGGAAGCAGAUGAUUCGGGUCCAAGGGCGUGGAAACUACUACGCGAUGUGAUUCAGUCCAACACUCUCCCGAUGGUGAUCGUGCUCGAGAAGGAAAUUGCUGCCAUCUCCAUGCGACCAGGGGACGAUGUGAAGCCGAUCCUUGACAAGAUCAAGGACACAGGAAGAGGGGGUUGGAGAGGCCGAGGCCAUGGGAGGAGCUUUGGCAGAGGUAGAGGCCGAGGUGACUAUAAUGAGGGGCAUGGGAGCUCUAGUGGCAGGGGGAGUACCAGAAUGGAGGGCACUUGCUGGUACUGCAAGAAGGAGAUGUCUGGGGUGACUGAGGAAGGGGGAGCAGCUGAAGUAGAGCAGCAGCAGCAGCAGCAGCAUGAGUCUCCACCUCGAGUUCCACACCCGCCUGAGCGACCUAGGAGGGAUGUGCGCCCUCCGGUGAGGCUGACCUAUGGGGGAAGAGGCAAGCCGAAUGUGGUGCAGGCUUGCAGAGCAGAUGCUGGAGAUGCAGUUCAAGUGUUCCAAGAUGGGUGAGGUAUUUUUGAUGAUAGAUCUUGAGAAGAUCUUUCCGACGCAACAAGAAUCGCUUCAAUCGGAGCAAGAACGCGAAAGCUAUGAAGAUUCAAAGUUCAUGAGCUUGCGUUACAAUUGCGGCGGUUACAAAGUGAAGUUGUGGGGUGACUCUAUACGGAGUUGGGACCUUUGGGGUUGGGGAAAUUUGUCACUCUACUGUAACAGCUGCAAAUUGGUUGGGAACAACCAAGCUAGGUUGGCAAGGGUGGCCAACUUGGAUAGAUU